Cooperia oncophora is the source of this 309-nucleotide messenger RNA. Lineage: Eukaryota; Metazoa; Nematoda; Chromadorea; Rhabditida; Trichostrongylidae. The record is from the annotation of a GenBank genome assembly.
ACUUGCGGUCCUGGAGAGUUCCAGUGCUCGAAAGACUCGCCAGUACCAGCGUUCAAAGCUGCCCAUCACAGUUGCAUACCUUCGCGAUGGGUCUGCGAUGGCGAAUUUGAUUGUGAGGACAGGAGUGACGAACGAAAUUGUCCUGAUGUGAAGUGUAACGAGAACCAGUUCACAUGUUCUGAAUUCGAUGGCCAGUUCAAACUCUGCAUACCAAAGUCGUGGCAGUGUGACGGACAGAAGGACUGCGCAUCUGGUGCUGACGAGGAAAACUGCGAAAAACGAAAAUGUGAGGAAAACGAUUUCCAGUGA